AUGUGGAAUUUCAAAGGCGGCGUGGUUGAACACCAUGUAGAAGAUGAGAAGCAUCCUCAUGGAAAUGUUGUCAAGUUGGACGCAGCUUCUGUCGCGCUCGCGGCGGCGGUGGCUGCACAAAAGCCAUCUUUGUUGUCGAAAAAUAUGCUGAAGCUUUAUGCUAUUAUGUCGGUUGGAUAUUUGGUCUCAACCCUCAAUGGUUUUGGUAAGUGAAUUUCUGACUUGAGAAAGGGAUGCCGCUAACUUUACUCAGAUUCCUCUCUUAUGGGAGCAAUUAACGCAAUGAAGCCAUAUCAAGAAUCUAUGGGUCUAACUGGUACCGGCCCUUCUACCGGUCUUGUGUUCAUCAUCUACAAUCUUGGACAGAUCGGCGCCUUCCCAUUCUGCGGGCUUUUGGCAGAUGGUUAUGGACGACGAGUGUGUAUUUUCGUGGGAUGUUUGAUUGUUUUAGUUGGAACGGCGGUGCAAGCAACAGCCCAUGGCAUGCAGCAGUUUAUGGGAGGUCGAUUUAUCCUUGGACUUGGGGCUGCUUUGGCAUCUGCAGCUGGACCAGCUUACACCGUUGAACUGGCACAUCCAGCAUAUCGUGGAACCAUGGCUGGUAUGUAUAACAACUUUUGGUGGCUCGGAAACAUUCUUGCCGGAUGGACAACGUAUGGAUCAAACAAGUAAGCAUAUCCCUGAGCUGUCGACAAAUAGGGUCUGGAGGCUGACUUUGUAUAGGAACCUGACUACCUCAUGGGCUUGGAGAAUACCAACCAUUGUACAAUGCGGUCUGCCCACAAUUGUCAUUGUCAUGAUUCUGUUCUUCCCAGAGUCUCCUCGUUGGCUGAUUGCUAAUGAUCGUCGGGAGGAGGCUUUGGCCAUCUUCGCUAAAUACCACGGCGACGACGAUGAAAACUCCCCAAUUGUGCAAUUAGUGAGCAAUAUCUUCCAACCUUCUUCUUCUGAACCAUCUGACUUCCAAUAGCAAUACAACGAAAUCAUCAACCAGCUCCACGAAACCAAGAAUGAGAACCCGUGGUGGGACUUCCGAGAGCUCGCCAACACCCCCAAUGCUCGCUAUCGUUUAUAUAUGGUCAUCGCCAUGGCAUUUUUCGGUCAAUGGUCCGGAAACAAUGUCGUUUCCUACUUCAUGCCGGAAAUGGUGAAGAACGCUGGUAUCACUGAUACAAACAAACAGCUCCUAAUCAACGCCAUUAACCCGAUUUUCUCUAUGAUUGGUGCGGUGUACGGCGCAACGCUUUUGGACAAAUUAGGUCGACGAUUUAUGAUGCUUGCGGGUUUAGGGGGGGCCCUUGUAUCAUACAUCAUGCUUACUGCCUUUACUGCUUCCGCAGAGCAUACGCCUUCUUUAUCUUACGGCGUCAUAGUUUCCAUAUAUCUCUUUGGGAUCAUCUUUUCCUGGGGAUUUACGCCUCUACAGACACUCUACGCGGUGGAAUGUCUGGAGAACCGAACUCGUGCAAAGGGCUCCGGGUUGAACUUUCUCUUCUUGAACGUUGCCAGUAAGUACAAAUCGCCCACUCGGAUUCUUUGGCUACUAACAUCUUCUUCAGUGGUUGUUAAUACCUACGGUAUCUCAGUCGGAAUUGCAAAAAUAGGAUGGAAACUUUACCUGGUCUUUAUUGGAUGGAUGUGCGUCGAGCUGGUCAUCAUCUACUUCUUUUUCGUCGAAACAGCCGGAAAGACUCUGGAAGAGAUGGAUAGUAUUUUCGACGCCAAGAAUCCACGAAAAGAAAGUACGAAGAAGACGAAGGUGGGGAUAGACGAGAGGGGACAAGUGAUUCAUAUUGAUGACGUUUAA
Hymenoscyphus albidus is the source of this 1807-nucleotide messenger RNA. Lineage: Eukaryota; Fungi; Ascomycota; Leotiomycetes; Helotiales; Helotiaceae. The record is from the annotation of a GenBank genome assembly.